AUGUUAAAGCUUGAGAUCACAGAUCUGAAGACACUGGUCGAGAACCUAGCAAAUCUUAGAGAACUUUAUAACCUAGCAAAUCUUAGAGAACUUUAUCUUGAUGGUGUGAACAUUUCAUUGAAGGGGAUUGAGUGGUGCUCAACUUUAUCUUCAUCUCUUCCUCGGUUGAGAGUGUUAAGCAUUAUAUAUUGCGGCAUUUCAGGCCCUUUUGAUCCCGUCCUCUUAAAUCUUCGUUUCCUUUCAGUCAUUUUUCUUGAUGGCAACAACUUAUCCACUAUAGUUCCUGAAUUUCUAGCAAAUUUUACAAAAUUGACAACGCUCAGUCUCAAUAAGUGCAACUUGAGAGGUGAGUUUCCUAGUAAAAUCUUUCAGAUACCAACUCUACGGGAGCUUGAUUUAUAUGACAAUGAAAACCUCACUGGCACUUUACCUGAUUUUUCGCAGAAUGGUUCAUUAAGGGAGUUAGUGCUUGGACGCAUGAAUUUCAUCGGUUCACUUCCUGAUUCAAUUGCUAACCUCACAACCUUAACCGAGAUUGACUUAAGUUCAUGUAAUUUUAGUGGAACUAUUCCAUAA
Molecule: messenger RNA, 576 nt
Organism: Lycium barbarum (goji berry)
Lineage: Eukaryota; Viridiplantae; Streptophyta; Magnoliopsida; Solanales; Solanaceae
Product: receptor-like protein 7
Exons: 1
Coding region: 1-576 (191 amino acids)
Molecular function (GO): protein binding
Source: RefSeq, a predicted model, not a curated record